Messenger RNA from Leptopilina boulardi, 961 nucleotides. RefSeq lists its product as uncharacterized. NCBI's taxonomy places the organism in Eukaryota, Metazoa, Arthropoda, Insecta, Hymenoptera, Figitidae. The transcript has 4 exons. The record is from RefSeq and is a predicted model, not a curated record. The coding region runs from base 126 to 737 and encodes 203 amino acids.
CGAAUACCAAUAUGUAUAAAAGAAAAAAUUUCUUGAUGUUUUAAACACUUUUCUUUUCUUCUUAUAAACGUUACAAAUUUACAAGUUCGUCAAUAUUGUUUCUGAAAAAAAAAAAUUUGAAAAACAUGAAUUAUUUGAAAUCAAUUUUAUUUGUUGCUAUCGUUAAUGGCUAUGUUUUGUUUACAAAGGCAGAGAAAAUACCAUUUAGUAGCUUAAGCUAUACUACACUUAAAGAACUUUGCGGCAAUCAGUAUAUACAAUAUAAUCUGUUAAUUGAUGCAGGCAAAUUAUCAAGAGAACUUAUUAAUAAUUAUGGAAAUUGUACUGAUACUACACAUCAAGAUAAAAUCAAAAAAUUAGUUGAAUAUAUACUUCCUUGCUUUGACAAUGAAACUACGCCAAAUGAAAAUGAAUUGACACAAAUUUAUAGUAAUAUCACGGAAAAAUUAUGCAUUAACUACGAAAUUGUCAAUUUUUUGGAAAACAAUAAAAAAUGCAUUAAAUCCGAUAAUGAAGAAUUUAUGAAAUGUUUGUCGAAAAAUGUUGAUGAAAAUAAACUUGAAUCUGACAAUUUCUAUCAGAUGCUGGCAUUGACUCUUUCAAAAACGGAUUGCAACUUUUUUAAAAAUAUGUACAAUUGUAUAGUGAAUUCAUUUAACGACAAUUGUAAGUCUGAGGCUAAAAUCUUUAAAAUAAUUUUAUCUAAAUUUGCCUUGAAUUUAAAGUGUGCCAAAUAAAAAGAAUUUGUUUUUAUUUUUGUUACACUUAAAUUUAUGAUUAUUACAAUAUAUAUUAUUACUCUUCUUUAAAAUUACACUUUACAAUUUUAUUUUAUGUAUAAAGUGAAAAUUAUUGUUUAUGUUUGAAAUGAAAAUAAUUCUUUUAAUAAUACUGUAUUGUUGUUAUAUUUGUAAUUUUUGUGUUUGAAAUCAUGAUUUAAUAAUAAAAAAUUUCAUGACAA